AUGAGUCGAGAGUCCGUUCAGUGCAAAGGAUUCUCCGGUCGCAGAAUUCUGUCCUGUCGAUUAAGCAAACCGGGACAGAUAUUGGACAGGAAUAAACAACAUGGAAUGGGUCUACUUUGGGAUUGUCCCAUAAUAGAGCAUCCAUUGAAUUCUGCCCAACAGCUAAUGGAAGCGAAGUUGAAGAAUAGGAGAAAUGUGUUUCAAACGUUCGUACUUCAUCAUUGGCGCCAUGAGCUAAAAGUGUAUGCAAGAUUGGGUUAUUGGGCCCCGGAUUUGAUACCCGAAGGAUUUCAAAACAUCAUAGAUCAAGUGACCACGGCAGCUGAACCAAAGCGAUCUAACGGAAAAGUCAAUGGCACUUCUCGCACACAAAAUAUCGCAACAAAUCCAUGUCUACAGACAAACCCCAGUAAACGUUUCCUUCACAGAUUUGGUGGUUUACAAGAAUUUUACAGGCAUCUGCGUGAAGACCGUCUGAGUGGGGACGAGUUCAGUAUGGCCAUUCAUUUAUGCCCUUUCGGUUUAACUAUCGGACUAAAGCGCACAUCGAAAAACAUCGAUCCUAAAUUACUUCGUCGCGGUCGAUAUCGUCGCCCGACAGUGCGCACAUCAAAUAUGACCGAUCUGUGUAGAAUAUUACAAACACAACGUAGUCCCAGUGGAGGCAGUCGUCAGGCUUCACCACUUGAACUCAAAGGGAUGAUCAACCAGGUCCUAUUAUCGAAUUUGAAUCCACUGAAACCGAUUAGUGCAUACCAAAAUCAGGAUUUGAAUGCAGACAUAUCGACCUCGGGUGCGUUGGUGGAUAUUCCCCAAAAUGAUUUCACUGAGAAAACGUCGAUACACUCAGUAACGUCGGAAUGCGCUAGCUCUUUUGAUGAUGAGGCGGAUGAAGAUGUGGAUGAGGAGAAAUCGGACACUUCUGGUGGCGGCGAGGUUGCCUUAAAUCCCAACACAGGUGAUUACGAAACAGUGACCAAAGAAAUCCAUAAACCAACCAGUGACACCCGGAAUCGAAUCGCACGUUCAUCUGUCAAUGCGCUCACAGAAUCCAGCGAUCUGAGUUCCUUGGAAACAUUGAAUCUUCCUGGUAGGGAACUGCAAAACAAGACAGGUCAAACUCUUGAGGUUGGUAAUCGAGAUUCGCAAAUCGUCGUGAAACCUGAUAAAACGUGUUCUAUGUCAGUGUGUGAACCGAGAAGAACAUUCAAAAAAUUGAUGUCUAUAAUCAAACCUGCAACAGCCAUAUCCUCUGCUUAUCAAUCCAGGAAAUCCACUCGGUCAUCUUCCCUAUCCAGGGGGUUACCCCGACGGUCCCGUAUGCUAUCAGUUAUAAAAAAGAAAUUAGUUCCGGACAUGAAAGAGCAAAUGCCUGUAAACUUGCUGGUGCGUGGAAUGCUUGAUGAACUAACUACCGAGGCUCGUCCAUCCAAAUGGAGCUAUCGCACAGAGGCCAAGGAUAAUUGGACUCAUCAGAUUUUACAAAUGAGCAAGAAAACACAGCCGAUUAUUAUGCGGGUUUUACGCGAACAAAAUACCUGGCUAAAGGCCACAGCUGAGCGUUCGUCCAAAACUUCGAAUUUACCAAUCCUGCCCGACCAUUUGGCCCGGGCAGUGAGUGAAAAAAGCAAUUGUGACAUGCUACCUGCUUUACUCCCACUGCGAAACACCGUUUCAUCUGAUCGGAUAGAUUCCGCCUCAGUCGGGAUUCGGACUAGUGGUGCAAUAGAACGCGCUGAGAGAACGGAUUUAGUCACGUCAUCUCGAACCCAUAAGCCUAGUUUGUCUGUAACUGCAGAAAUGCAAUAUAAACCGCUUCUUUUGUUCCCGACUGGCAAUUUGGGGAACAGAAAUAGUUAUUUGUCUUGUCCAGUUGAUACGCAAUCUACAGGUACAGUAGGAACAGUAGGAACCACAAAGACUGAUGAUGAUGCUCAGAAGGAUGGACAAGGGCGAUUACACAAUGACGUGUUCAUGCUACCCAGAUUGCCACCAAAACCAAAGAAUAUUUUAUUUGCUGUGCGUUAUGAGUUACGGAACCAGAACCCCUUUGUGUUUGACUAUUUCUUACAGACAAUGAACAGAAUUAUUCCAGAAGAUCGAUGGCAAGUUGAACGGAGUACAGCUAAAUUGGUCACCGCAUUGGAACGAAUCGGAGCAGACUUGUUGUUAUAUCGUCAUUCAUCUGGGCACGCGAUUCGAUUUAAGCUCAUGUCAGUUAUCGCCGCGGCCGACAGCAAUCGAACAUUACGUCGACAAAUGCGUUUAAGCGCCGGUCUGCAAGGUAAUUGGUUAGAUCAGUUACUUCGAUCCCUCUCCAGUAUACACUCGUCCUGUCGUGUCGAGGCCACUCUGGCUAUCACACGUCUGGUGACCGGUACAAGACUGAUGCAACAAUUAUUUUCAGAUCGGAAAAAUAAUCUCGUUGCGGAUAUUUUAUAUUCGCUUCUACGUGCGUCUGACAUUUUCCCGGAAAACUGGCCCGAGUUUUAUGCAACAAUCGCAUUUCUCUUACAAUACAACCAACGGCAAACGGUGCUGGACUGUCUGCUUGAUCGUAACAUACAGUUCGGAUCGGUUCGUGCGGCCACAAUGUGGCCUCGACUGGUCGCGCUCGUGUACACAUAUUGGCGCAAACUAGUCUUGCAGAAGCUGACCGUCAACGAGAAACGUGUCGGAAUUCUUCUGGAUGCUGCCUUAUGCCAUCCAAUCACCCGAAGAGGUGCUCGGGAAGCGAUUGCAGCUAUAUCCGAAUACCACACACUGAACAGUAAGCUAGUCUCGCUUUGGACAUCAGACACCACGCAUCAACAGACCCCACAGUCAUCUGAGUUGAAAUCGGAUUAUGGCAUUUUAGACACGGGUUAA
Echinostoma caproni is the source of this 2868-nucleotide messenger RNA. The record is from the annotation of a GenBank genome assembly. Lineage: Eukaryota; Metazoa; Platyhelminthes; Trematoda; Plagiorchiida; Echinostomatidae.